Messenger RNA from Lathyrus sativus (Indian pea), 672 nucleotides. Lineage: Eukaryota; Viridiplantae; Streptophyta; Magnoliopsida; Fabales; Fabaceae. The record is from the annotation of a GenBank genome assembly.
AUGGAAGUACUAGUGAGGGAGAUUGCUGCUAUGAACUUUGCAGCAGUAAUGGAGGCACCAGUUGUUUUCAUAUGUUGUAACAACGGAUGGGCCAUCAGUACCCCUGUCGAAGAACAAUUUCGAAGUGAUGGUAUUGUGGUGAAAGGUCAAGCUUAUGGCAUAUGGAGUAUCAGAGUAGAUGGAAACGAUGCUCUUGCUGUUUAUAGCGCAGUUCAUACUGCGCGCGAAAUAGCUAUAAAAGAUGCUCUUGCUGUUUAUAGCGCAGUUCAUACUGCGCGCGAAAUAGCUAUAAAAGAACAAAGAUCGGUUUUAAUUGAGGCUCUUACUUAUAGAGUAGGGCACCACUCUACAUCUGACGAUUCAACUAAGUACCGAUCAACCGGUGAAAUUGAAUACUGGAAGAUGGAAAGAAAUCCCGUGAAUCGAUUCAAAAGAUGGGUUGAAAGGAGUGGUUGGUGGAGUGAAAAGGAUGAAUUGGAGCUUAGAAGCAGUGUUAGGAAGCAAUUAAUGCAUGCAAUUCAAGUGGCAGAGAAAGCACAAAAACCUCCACUUGAGGACAUGUUUACUGAUGUCUAUGACAAACUUUCAUCAAACCUUGAGGAGCAAGAAAGAGUACUUAGAAAAACCAUUGAGAAGCAUCCCAAAGAUUACCCAUCUGAUGUUCCUUUGUAG